AUGUUGUCCAAAGACUUACCGAAACAAGACAGCUUCGAGACUUGGGAUGACUCUUCCCCAAGCAAGGAGGCUUCUUCGAAAACAGAAGAAGAUACUGAACUGACAUCUUCUCCUGCGCCUGAUGGUGGCCUACAAGCCUGGCUCGUCGCUGCGGGUGCAGCUUGCAUUUUCUUCUCAUGUCUCGGUUUCGCCAAUUCAUUCGGCGUCCUUCAAGAGUAUUACAUGACGCAUCAACUUCAAGGCCACUCAGCAGAUGCAGUUGCAUGGAUCGGAUCCGUCUCGACAUUCAUCCAAUUCGCUGCUGGAGCGUUAAGUGGACCUUUGUUUGAUCGCUACGGCGCUUGGGUGAUCAGACCAGCUGCAGUUGUUUAUGUGUUUGCAACCAUGAUGACAAGUUUGUGCACAAAGUACUGGCACUUUAUGCUUGCCCAAGGUGUUUUGAUGGGCAGCGCGAUGGCAUUUCUCCAAAUCCCAGCUUUCGCAGCUGUCUCUCAGUACUUUGACAAAAAGAGAGCGGCAGCUUUUGGAAUAGCAGUCUCGGGCUCUUCAAUUGGCGGAGUCGUCUUCCCAAUCGCCUUGUCCAAGAUGCUGAAUGACUCUUCACUUGGCUUCGGCUGGUCUAUCCGAAUCAUGGGUUUUGUCAUGAUACCUCUCAUGUCAUUCUCUUGCAUCACUGUCAGAUCUCGAUUGCCGAGUCGAAACACCUCGUUCUUCCUUCCGGCUGCUUUCAAGAACCCGCUGUAUCUACUUGUCAUUUCGUCAUUGUUCUUUUUAUUUAUUGGCAUGUUUGCGCCAUUGUUUUUUAUCCCUACUUACGCUGUUUCACGAGGCGUAAACCCAACCUUAGCAUCUUACUUCCUUGCUAUUACAAAUGCUGCGUCUACAUUCGGACGUAUCAUACCAGGAGUACUUGCGGACAAAUAUGGUCGAUUGAACGUAUACUCUCUUGGUGGUCUCUCUACCGGCAUCGUCAUUCUCUGCAUGAACGAGGCAACGAGUACCGCAUCAUUGGUGGUAUAUGCAGCAAUCUUUGGCUUCACUUCAGGAACAAUUAUUUCUGGUGUCUCUGCAGCAUUUACUCUUGUGGUCAAGGACCCUCGAGAUAACGGCACUUAUAUGGGUAUGGGCUUGGCAGUCAGUUCUCUUGCCGCUUUAAUUGGGCCACCUGUUAAUGGCGCUCUCAUUGAUCGAUUUGGCGGGUUUUUUCAGGUGUCUGUAUUCAGCGGCGUGAUGUGCUUGUUUGGGAGCUGUCUUGCUGUUUGCGCCAAGGCUAGAACAGCGGAGGGGAUAUUUGGAAGGGUCUAG
This is a messenger RNA of Fusarium venenatum, 1305 nucleotides long. Lineage: Eukaryota; Fungi; Ascomycota; Sordariomycetes; Hypocreales; Nectriaceae. The record is from RefSeq and is a predicted model, not a curated record.